Molecule: messenger RNA, 750 nt
Organism: Erythranthe guttata (spotted monkey flower)
Lineage: Eukaryota; Viridiplantae; Streptophyta; Magnoliopsida; Lamiales; Phrymaceae
Product: 3'-5' exonuclease
Biological process (GO): nucleobase-containing compound metabolic process
Cellular component (GO): cytoplasm; nucleus
Molecular function (GO): nucleic acid binding; 3'-5' exonuclease activity
Source: RefSeq, a predicted model, not a curated record
AUGACAACUAUUCAAGCUCAGCCAAACGGUCUUUUCUCGGUCCCUUUUUACAACGAAAACAUAUACGUAACGGUAGCAAAAGAAGCGGAACGAGUACAUGAGUGGAUAUGUUCUAUAUACAACAUCCACAACGAUUUUCCGAAGAAUCUUUUAGUCGGCCUCGAUACGGAGUGGCUGCCAAAUAUGUCUCCAUGCGAAGACCAUCCAAUAGCCAUACUUCAACUAUGUGUUGGCAACCGAUGCCUCGUCUUCCAAAUUCUACACGCCGAUUUUAUUCCGCCGCUGCUCCACGCCUUCUUGAUCGAUCCUCGUCACACGUUUUGUGGGGUCGGAAUCAAAGAUGACGUGGACAAAUUGUACAGUCACCAUGGCUUGCGCGUGGGAAGGACAACGGACCUGAACGAUCUCGCUAGAUUGGCUAUGAUCAACGGUCGUGAUAAUGGAGACGGACGAUUGGCGAUGAUCAACGGAAGAUUGGAUAUGAUCCACGGUCGUAAUGGAAACGGAGAGUACAAAUAUAUGGGGCUGAAAAAGAUGGCGUACGCGGUUCUUGGAAAAAACAUGGAGAAACCAUUGCAGAUAACUCUGAGUAAGUGGGAUGCAAAGGAGCUCGAUUGCAAUCAGAUAGAAUAUGCUGCCAUAGAUGCCGUGGUUUCGUACCAGAUUGCUUUUGCAUUAUGCUUGCUGGUUUUUCGUCCAAUCACACCACUCGUAUGCUUAGCCGUUAGACCUCGAUUUUUAUUAGUUUAG